UGCUUAGUUGAUUCUAAAUUGUUUUGCAAACCGGUUGUCGCUGUCUAUUCGCCGUGGCGAUAAAUAUAAAAGCGAAAUUUUCUAAUUGUUUUUAUUAAAACAAAGAAGAAAAAAUUCAAUUAAUCGAAAUCGAACUAUAUAAACUACAUCGUCAAAGGCAAAGGAAAAACUGACUCGCAAUGACCUGGGGAUUUGUCACCUGUGGGCCCAAUGAGGCUCUUGUCGUAUCAGGAUGCUGCUAUAUGAAGCCGCUGUUGGUGCCCGGAGGCAGAGCCUUUGUCUGGCCAACAAUUCAACAAGUCCAACGAAUCUCCUUAAACACCAUGACGCUGCAAGUGGAGAGCCCCUGUGUCUAUACCAGCCAGGGUGUACCCAUUUCCGUCACUGGCAUUGCCCAGGUAAAGGUCCAGGGCCAGAAUGAGGAUAUGCUGCUUACGGCCUGUGAGCAAUUCCUUGGCAAAUCCGAAUCAGAGAUUAAUCACAUUGCUCUGGUCACAUUGGAGGGACAUCAACGGGCUAUUAUGGGCUCCAUGACUGUGGAGGAGAUCUACAAGGAUCGCAAGAAGUUCAGCAAGCAAGUUUUCGAAGUCGCCUCCAGUGAUUUGGCCAAUAUGGGCAUUACGGUCGUUUCGUAUACCAUUAAGGAUCUGCGUGACGAGGAGGGCGCCUCCAAGGGUUAUUUGAAAUCUUUGGGCAUGGCGCGUACAGCGGAAGUUAAGCGCGACGCCCGUAUUGGCGAAGCUGAAGCACGGGCAGAGGCUCACAUCAAGGAGGCCAUAGCCGAGGAGCAACGGAUGGCAGCACGUUUCUUGAACGAUACCGAUAUAGCCAAGGCCCAACGGGAUUUCGAGCUGAAGAAGGCAGCCUACGAUGUGGAGGUUCAGACCAAAAAAGCCGAAGCCGAGAUGGCCUAUGAACUGCAAGCGGCCAAGACCAAACAACGUAUUAAGGAGGAACAAAUGCAAGUGAAGGUCAUUGAGCGUACUCAAGAGAUUGCAGUGCAAGAGCAGGAAAUCAAGCGUCGUGAGCAGGAAUUGGAAGCCACCGUACGUCGUCCGGCUGAAGCCGAAAAGUAUCGUUUGGAGAAGCUUGCCGAGGCCAAUAAGCAGCGUGUGGUCAUGGAGGCCGAAGCUGAGGCAGAAUCGAUCAAAAUACGUGGUGAGGCUGAGGCCUUUGCCAUUGCGGCCAAGGCCAAGGCUGAGGCAGAGCAAAUGGCCCAGAAAGCAGAAGCCUAUAGGGAAUAUCGGGAAGCAGCAAUGGUUGAAAUGCUAUUGGAGACACUGCCAAAGGUGGCCGCCGAAGUGGCUGCUCCACUCUCGCAAGCCAAAAAGAUCACCAUGGUGUCCAGUGGACAAGGAGAUGUCGGUGCCGCUAAAUUAACUGGCGAGGUGUUGCAGAUUGUUAACAAAGUGCCAGAAUUGGUUAAGAAUAUAACCGGCGUGGACAUUGCAAGGUCUGUGCAUGCUGGCUAAAUAUCCAAAAAAUCAAAAAAAAAAAAAAACAAAUCCCCAAAAUUACACGAAAAAACUUUACUUCAACCAAAAAAAAUUUACAAAUCUGAUCGAAUACUUCAAAUCAAUUGAAUUGCCGAAAGCAUUUAUAUAACUUGUUUGUUUCAUAUAUAACUUAUAUUAUAUGUAUGUAAUUUAUUCAAUUUUGUUUAAUUACAUACGACCUCUAUCUAUAUAUAUAUAUAUAUAUAUAUAAAUAUAUAUAUUUAUAUCUUUGUGGCUAACAAAUAACACAAAAAAUUUUGCACAAAAACAAAAAACAAAUAAAGAGGCAAAGAUAUUUUGUAUUCAAUGUAUAUGUAUUUUUAGGCGUGCGAACCUGAAAUAAAUAUUUGAAAAUCAAA
This is a messenger RNA of Drosophila willistoni, 1855 nucleotides long. RefSeq names its product flotillin-1 (gene Flo1). Gene Ontology annotation, cellular component: plasma membrane. The transcript is spliced from 8 exons. The coding region runs from base 180 to 1472 and encodes 430 amino acids. Gene Ontology annotation, biological process: positive regulation of endocytosis; regulation of receptor internalization; protein localization to plasma membrane. NCBI's taxonomy places the organism in Eukaryota, Metazoa, Arthropoda, Insecta, Diptera, Drosophilidae. The record is from RefSeq and is a predicted model, not a curated record.